Molecule: messenger RNA, 3368 nt
Organism: Lepisosteus oculatus (spotted gar)
Lineage: Eukaryota; Metazoa; Chordata; Actinopteri; Semionotiformes; Lepisosteidae
Gene: ufl1
Product: UFM1-specific ligase 1
Biological process (GO): response to endoplasmic reticulum stress; regulation of proteasomal ubiquitin-dependent protein catabolic process; protein K69-linked ufmylation
Cellular component (GO): endoplasmic reticulum membrane
Molecular function (GO): UFM1 ligase activity
Source: RefSeq, a predicted model, not a curated record
AAUAGGCCCUGAUAUCGACCACUAUUCUACAGCACAACGAAAGCUUUCAGCAUAUUUUUUUCUAAACGCGUUUUCUUAAGUAUGAACCAUUCUGCUUUCCAUCGUGCGUUAUCUGUGGGUGACGUGUGUUUUAAGCUUGUGCUUGUCUGUGUUGAGCGAGUCUAUACUUUCUCCAUAAACAAGUAGAUAAAGUAAAAGCAAAAUAAAACAGAUCUCAUGGCUGCUGACUGGGAAGAAAUCAGACGUCUGGCUGCAGAUUUCCAAAGAGCACAGUUUGCAGAUACCAUUCAGAGAUUAUCUGAGAGAAACUGCAUAGAGAUUGUUGCAAAACUAGUUGAAGACAAGCAGUUAGAUGUGGUUCACACUCUGGAUGGUAAGGAGUACAUCACUCCUUCGCAGAUCAGCAGGGAGAUCCAAGAUGAGCUUUAUGUCCAUGAAGGUCGGGUAAACAUUGUGGAUCUGCACCAGAUUAUAAAUGUGGACUUGUCCCACAUCGAAAGCAGAGCCAGUGAAAUAGCAAAGUCAGUCAAAGGGGUUCAGCUGGUCCUGGGUCAGUUAAUUGAUGAAAAUUACCUAGAUCGCCUUGCAGAAGAAGUGAAUGACAAAUUGCAGGAGGCUGGCCAGGUGACUAUUGCAGAGCUUUGCAAAACCUAUGACCUCCCUGGGGAUUUCUUGACAGAGGUGCUGUCAGAGCGUCUUGGCAGAAUCAUCCAAGGUCAGAUGGAUCAGUAUGACAGAGGGGUGAUUUUCACCCAAGCGUUCGUGUGUCGGCACAAGGCACGGAUUUGUGGACUGUUCAGUGCAAUCACUCGGCCUGUCCCUGUGAAUAAUUUAAUCAGCCUGUAUGGAUUUCAGGAGCACCUUUUGUACUCUGUUUUGGAAGAACUUGUGAGCUGUGGACGCCUGAAAGGGACGGUGGUCGGUGGGAGACAGGACAAGGCCGUCUACAUUCCGGAUAUCUACACCAAAACACAAAACAACUGGAUCGAUUCCUUCCUGAAACAGAAUGGUUAUUUAGAAUUUGAUGCUUUGACCAGGCUUGGGAUUCCUGAUCCACUGAACUACAUUAAAAAACGGUACAAAUCCGAGAAGCUUUUAUUCCUUCGAGCCGCCUGUGUUGGUCAGAACAUUGUUGAUCAGGUUGAGGCUUCAGUGGAGGAGGCAGUCAGCUCGGGUACCUGGAUAGAUGUGCAGCCAAUGUUACCUAGCUGUCUCUCUUUAGAUGACACUGGCAUUUUGGUAAACCAAGUUAUGAGAACCAGCAAUGUACAGUCAUCUGCCAGGAUCCUCAAUGGAAGCAUUGUAGUCAGUGAGAAGUUUAUAAGCAGCUGCAUUUCUCUUUUUGACCAGUCAAUGCGCAUGAAGGCAGAAAAGGAAAUGAAGAAUAAUCCUGUUUUUCUGAUCACGGAAGAAGAUAUAAAGCAAGCCUCAGUUCUAGCAGAAAAUUCAGCUCCUUCAAAGAAAGACAAGAGGGAUGAAAGAAGGAAGAAAGCAGGAGAGGGCUCUGGAAGUGUCAAAGGAGGUGGUGGGGGAAAUUCACGAGAGAUCAGGAUACGCAAAACCAAGAAGAAAGGCAGGAGGGAAGAUGACAGUGAUGAGGACACAGAUGCUGCAACUCAAAAUCGAAACAAGCAACAAGAGGUGAAGUUCAUGUCUCAGGAAGAAAUUGAAGGGGUGUUACAGAAGCACAUCUGUGAUUGUCCAGAAGACAUGAUAUCUGAGCUCGCACAGCAUUUAAUUAGACCACUCGCCAAAAUGUACCAGGAUGUGGUCCAUACGGUUUUUAUGUCUUCCACAAGUUCUACCACUGGAGUCAGCAGGAAACAGAGUGUUAAAGAUCUACAGGAAGAGAUCAACAUUCUUUACAACAAUAUUAGGCUAUUUGAAAAAGGAACAAAACUCUUUUCGGAUGAUACUCAGGCUAAUAUUGCAAAGCAUGUACUGAAGACCAUGUGCACAGAUGUUACCAACCUGCUGUUUAAUUUUGUGGCUGCAGAAUUAAUGAUGGCUUUAGAAAAUUACAGCUCCAUAACAUACGAGGUCAGGGUAAAGAUUUUGGGAAAAUUGCCUGAAGAAACCAAAGGUCCUCUGAUGAAGCUUCACAACUCUCUGAAUGGAAAAAGCAUAGAAGAUUUUCUGACUAAUUUAGAGGCAGUAUCAGAAGUUUGUGGAAUUAUGCUGAAGAAAGGAGACAAAAAGAAGGAAAGGCAAGCUCUCUUCCAGCACAGACAGGCGCUCACAGAACAGUUGAAAGUGACUGAGGAUCCUGCCCUGGUUUUGCACCUGACGAGCGUUUUGCUGUUUCAGUUCACCACACACUGCAUGCUUCAUGCACCUGGUCGAUGUGUGCCACAGAUUAUUGCUGCCCUGAGUGCCAAAAUCUCCCAGGAUCAGCACAAACUGCUGACCAGAUAUCAGGGUCUGGUUGUCAAACAGCUUGUUGGUCAGAACAAAAAGCCAAACAAAGCGGAGAGAGAAGCUGCUGAGGGCCAGUCUGAGGAGGACCUAACUGAGGCUGUUGGCAAGGAGCUCCUGUCCCUGACUUCUGAAGUGAAGGACCUUGUCUUGAGAUCAAGGAAAAGUUCUCUGACCGAAGAAUGAACUGCCUGGAAAUUAAAUUUAAUAAAUUGAUCUGUAUUCAAUAUUAAAAAGCUUAUUCAGUUGCUCCAUUACCAUUAAUGCUUAUGCUAACAAAUAAUUUUUUCAGUGACGUUUUUGUCUAACCGUGUCAACAUAUUACUGCCAUUGCUUGUGUUUUAACAUUCACUGAUGUUUUAAGCUGCUGGUAGUAAAACAAUUGGUAUUUAAUUUCACAUUUCUUUCAGUUAUACAAAAAACUGUUUCUGUAAACAGUUCAUAAUUGAAUUCUUUUGUAGGUAUCUUUUUUUUAAAGAGCUAUUUUAUUAAUUGCAAUAGCCCUAAAGUUACAUCGAAGAACUGUUACUACUGAAUGCUUAAUGCAUAAGCAACUGAUAAAAUCAGCCACUUUCUAGAGAUUGUCCUUAUAAUGUACACAGAUAUACUGUAAAUGGCAAGCAUUUCAUUGCACUGCAGAUUGGUGAGCCACAGAGAUAAUUAUAUAUCAGUAUUUAAAUAAAUUCCAGUAAACUAAUAGAAUUACUAAUUACAUUAGAGGUUUCAUCCCCUGUCAACUCUGAAAUUUCUGUUCAUAUUCUUGUAUAUCUUUUCCUAAAAUGGCCACUUGAUAAUAGACUCGGUUAGAGCAAAGCACUCAUAUAAGGCAUGAAGGACAUUUUACAGCUAUAAAUGCUGGGCUUAGGGUUCUAUCACUGUAGUGAACUCUUUGAGCCCCAAUAUUGUAACUGUGUAUAAAAUAAAAGGACAAGCUAUUUUAUCUUUCAUGGAAA